Molecule: messenger RNA, 828 nt
Organism: Schistocerca americana (American grasshopper)
Lineage: Eukaryota; Metazoa; Arthropoda; Insecta; Orthoptera; Acrididae
Product: glutathione S-transferase 1-like
Exons: 6
Coding region: 58-726 (222 amino acids)
Biological process (GO): glutathione metabolic process
Molecular function (GO): glutathione transferase activity
Source: RefSeq, a predicted model, not a curated record
CAUCAAGGAGCUCACCUCGUUACUGCUGAAGUCUCGCUUCUCAUACUGUACGCAAGCAUGCCUAUUACGCUGUACUAUUACCCAGCAAGUCCGGGUCCGAGACUGGUCCUGGCCACAGCUAAAGCAAUCGGCCUAGAUGUCGACGUCAGACUUGUUGAUCUGCUCGCGAAGGAGCACCUAAAGGAGGAAUAUCUCAAGAUUAAUCCAGAACAUACGAUACCAACUUUAGACGACAACGGCUUUAUUAUAUGGGACAGCCAUGCGAUCGCCACGUACCUCGUGUCGCAGUAUGGAAAAGACAACUCUCUGUAUCCGAAGGACACAAAGAAGAGGGCACGAGUUGAUCAACGGUUGUAUUUCGAAGCUACAACGCUUUUCCCACGGUUGAAGGCCAUUAUAUUUCCACUGCUUUUCCUGGGUAAAAACGAAGUAGAGCCAGAUAAGAAGACAGCCCUCUAUGACGCCCUGGGACUCCUUGAGAAGUACCUGGAGCCGACGGGCUGGGUGGCUGGAGACGGCGCCACUAUCGCCGACAUCGCCUGCGCCGCCACGGCUUCCAGCAUUCUGGAAAGCGGCGUAGAUUUUACUGCGUUUCCGGGGACUCGGAGCUGGCUGGAGCGCUGCAAUCGCGACAUUCCUGGCUUCGAGGCAGCCAACGCCGAGGGGGCGAAGCAGCUCGGCCAAGUUAUCAUCAGCCGGCUUCCGCCAAACGCUCUGGCUCUCUGAGCAGAACAGCAGGCGGAAGACGUCUCAGCACACAAAGAAAACUAACUAAACAAUUUCCUUUGACCUUAUGUAAUUUGUUUAUUUAUCAUCCAACAAUAAAUU